Molecule: messenger RNA, 4839 nt
Organism: Dermacentor andersoni
Lineage: Eukaryota; Metazoa; Arthropoda; Arachnida; Ixodida; Ixodidae
Source: RefSeq, a predicted model, not a curated record
CCCUAAUCGAGCGUAUACUGCCAUACAUAGAAUUUCUCACUAUAUUCUGCCAUAUGCGUGGUUAAUGCAUGGUGCCGUCGCUGUGACGUCACUGAGUCGCUCUCGCCGUUCUCUGUUCUCCUUCCGUGUUGGUGGAAAUUGUGCAUGGUUGUGCCGUUGUGCGUACUGGCCGUGCGGCAGGCGAGCCCUUUUCGCGCUUUUGGAAUUAGCGUGGUGUAAGCGGACUACAUAUCAACUCUAGUUUUGCACAACAACCAGCCAUCCGAGCCGGGUCCUGGGCGUCAAGAUUGUACUGCCACGCAGCUACAGCCGGCGUUUGAAUACUCUCGGCAUGGGCUCAUCAGAGUCGGACGCAGCGCAGCAAGGCAUGUUCAACGCAAAGGGUGUUACGCUUAUAAUAGAGGCCGUCAACGGACUCGUGAAAUCUCCAGAGCCAGAAACCCGCGUUCUCAUUACGCCAAAGAUCAGCCUGAGCAACAUGAAGUCUCGUAUCGACGCAGCGUUAAUGGUGUCGGCUGGGUCGUCUAAUGCCAACCAACAGUCGCGUCCUUCCGAAGAAGACGCGGCGGCGUCGCCGGGUCCGUCUCGGCGCAGUGGCAGGACGUCCAUUCCCCGCGAACAUUCAGCUCAGCCGGCACCCAAGAAGGCCCGAGUAGAUCGCCCCGAGCCGCAGAGUGAGCCCCAAAGCGGCAGCGACACUCCGCGAUCGCUCCGCAGCGGGCGUAGCUAUGUCAAUGAUUCGCCGACUGCUCAAAAAACGACCAUCGUGGUGACCACGAAAACAGCUAACGCCGUCGCGUCGACCCCGGUGGCCUCUAAGCACACUGCAGCAGUAGUGAAAGAGCCUGCUGCACCAACAGCAUCGGUGCCGUCACCGGCUUCAUCGUCGCCGCAGCAAGUGCAGAAGCCCGCCAAGCAAGCAACACAAAAGGCGGGCUCCUCGAGCUCGCGGUCGAAGCAAGACCUGGCAGAGCCACUUCCCGACCUCUGGCACAUCUCGCCCAAGAUAGCGGAAGAAAUGAAAAGUAUUGCAUUCCGACAUUUCCAUUUUUCUAUCUGACUGCGCUCGUGCCGCGCUUUCAAGGAUUCUUUUUUUUUUUUUUUUUUUUGCCAAGUGCCGAAUGGUUUUGACCUCAGAAACGCCGUCGUUCGUUUCGCGGCUUUUGAAAAAAAGUUUCACCGGCCCAGCUUGGGUUUUAGCAACAUUCUGCCUUGGAUCGCGCACACGUUUAUUUCAUUGCAGGUCAGCCGUUUUAAAUACCCGAAGUAGGCGGCUAAGAUUUCAUGCAAGCGGUUUGGAGUAGGCGUGAAAACUAAGCAGCAUUUGUAAGAAAUUAUGCAGAAAAAUAAAAUGCACUGGAAGAAAGAGGAAGAAUGUUCUGUAUCAUUUUAGUCGCAAACGCUGUAAUCAUGUGAUUUGGAUGAAUGAGCAGUGUUGAACUUUGCUGCGAAAUAGAUCGACAGAAGCCUAAAUGAACCAGAAUUUAGUGUUCAUAGAAUCUGAAUAAGUACAAAUAAUUUCGCUGCUUGGCCUUACUCUCUGCCUUCAUUUUACAGUCUCCCCUGAUAUGUCCAUGCAGAACUUAAGAUGUGAAAAGCAUAUUGCAUUUUUAGCAGACGCUAGCUAAUGCUCUUGCAGCAACGUGACUUGCAGUUGUCUGAAAAAAAAAAAAAAGUUAGGGAUUGGCAUGGUGCAUACUAAAGAAGCUUAAUCAACAAAGCAAAAAAGGCUUAAGAAUGUUGCAGGAUGGCAGCAAAAUGCAAUCCAAGGUGUUUUGUCAGGUUUCAGAUUUUUAUGGCAGUUUGUGUUGUCAUGGGGGGCACAUAAGCAUUUGAAUUUUUCUCAUUGUGUUGGUGUGAUGUUACAGGGCACAAUAUGCUGUACAUCAAAAUGAUGGCCAUAACAGUAAGGUGGACUCUUGUGGCUCUUGCGACAUGUGCUACUUUGUCAAACUCUCAAAACCAUUGGCAAUUAUGCUUGAAUGGUACUGAUUCAAACUGUUGCUCAAGUGAGUGAAUGUUAUCAUGUUUUAAGUUUCUCAACAAAAUUCAUGUAUUACUGACCCUUAUGCACGGUCGAUAAAUAGUUGUGUGUGCUGGGGUCAAAUACGUUAUAUAUCUGUAAGCUGCAGACAGUCACACAUCUGAAACUUUACUGCCUUUGCAAUCGUUCAUAAUUGCUUACGUAAGUUGUAUUGGUAGCAUACCUGCUUCUCUUGCAUGAUGUACUGCAUUGUGGUGCUCUCUCUCUCCCCCCCCCUUUCCCCCCUUUUUUUUAGAGGGAUAUUGUGAAUACAUGUUGAAUAAUCUUGGUGCAGGCAUCAAGGCAGCACUCACUUUUAAGGCGCUAAGUGUAUGUCUAGAUAUGCCAGCAUGUAAAUGCAGUAGUGAUGUCAUGAAGGUGCUAUUUUAACUUUUGCAUGUAUGACCCAGUACAGCAUAUCAUGGUUCAAUUCGUUCUUCUUUUUUGUACAUGUAGCAUUUUAUUAUAACCAUAAUUCAUUGUUACACAUUGAGUUUGUAGUAUACAAUGUAAUCAGUUUGAGUCAAGUGUUGGCUCUCAUGGUCUGGUAGUUGAUCAGUAAUAUUGGUUACAGGAAUCAUAAAGGUGUAAAGCUGUUCAGUGUAUUAGUGAGUAAGAUAACUUCAGAAUUGAUGCUGCCCUUUAACAGAAGUGAUACCUACAAGAAUGAAAGGAUAUAAGGCGUUUUACUAACGAUGCAUAUGGAAAUUAUAACCAAAUACUUGUACAGCUUUUUGAAGGGAUAAUAAAGAAAAAUAUUACGUUGAGCUAGUGUGGUAGAUUACACUUCUGGAAAACCAUAUAGGUGGAGUUUGCAAAAAGAGUGGAGGCCUUCGGCAUUUUAGAAAAACAAAAUAGCAACAUAUAUGGUUCUGAUGUAACAUUAAAAUUCAUGCACCUGCUCCAUGUAGUGUCAGAGUGCCAGAGCGUCUGGCUGGGUUGUGCUUGUUGUUAUUAAUAAAAUAAGCAUUACAUUUUGAAAAAAAAAAGAAGAAAAACAACUUAAUUUUUUUCUAGUCUUUCUGCGCAGCAAGAAUCCAAAUGCCAGGAAUGCAUUGUUAACUUACAACAUGUUGCCUAGCGGUGCUCAUUUGGGAUGAAAUACAAAAAUGAAUCAGACUUGCUAAUAAGCCUUUUUCACAAAACAUUUGCAGUUAGUUCCAAAAGAGUAACCUACCACUGUAGCUUGGCUAAGUAUUUCCCUUUAAUGUUACUUUGAAAAGUGAGUGCUAUGUUUUGUAGAGGUUCAGAGUAUUUUAACUGAAGAUGAACUUGUUGAACCACAUAGUUGGACUUCCCUGUGGUUGCCAACAUAAUAGUGCUUUAACUGGUGCUUGGUGUGUUGUCCCUUUAAAAUGUGUUCUGCAUACACUAUUUGCAGGGCAGCAGAAUUACUGUGCCUUUGAGUUAAAGGGGUACUGACAUUAUAUUUUAGACUAUUAAUUUCUUGUGUUAGAUGAAGAGUCCUAGACCUCUAAACCCUAGAAAAAAAGCGGCAGGCCUCAGAGCAUUGUAAAUAAUUUAAUGUGAUAGCUUUCCACAGCAAGCUUCGGAUUCAUUUCCCAGAAGGAUAUAGCAUUGUUGUGUUUUGACACCUGCUCUGGCUCGCUUGGUCGCCUCAUAUGCUGCUACUUGUGAGGGCCAAUGUAGCAGAUAAUGGAUGAUCAAGUGAGCUGGAGCAAGUGUCGCAAUGUUGCCCUGUCCUGCUUCCACGUGACCACAUACUGUGUUGUGACAUCACAACUCGGUAGAAACAAUACCGAAACUGGCUGUAGAGAAUUUAUUAUAAUAAAUUAUUUAGAAUGCUGGGAGACUCGACAGUACAUUUUCUGGUGUUUAGAGGUACAGGACCUUGAUUUAAAGAAAAAGAAAAGUCAGACAUUGUGUCAGUACCCUUUAAGUGAAUACUAUCUGUGUGGUAAGAUGAGUGCCUUAAUGGGGCCCUGAAACACUUCUUGAACAUGGUAAAACAACAACAACAUUGUGCACCUUUAAACGAGGCUCCUGUGAACAUGUGAGCCAAAUCAUUAUUGCACUGCAUGCAGCAGGGAAUUACAAUCUCGUGUCAAAAGUAGUCUGCAAACAGUUGCUUGCUCUUGCAUCCGCGAUGUCGUCAUCAAAAGCAGUUGGCCCAGCAAAACUAUUGGCUGAUUUCACAAUCGCGAGAACAUUCUCAGUAAUACAUAAUUGCUAAUUUUUAGUUAAGUAAAUGAAAAAUGUAUGUGUCUGUGAUCUCAAAAAGAGAAAAAUCAUUUAAUCUUUGCACUGCCCAUAGUGUAGUCUACCGCGGCCACCACAAGGUGCCAUGACAUUAAACUUCUGCGCAGGGCUUUGUCCCUUUGUCAUCUCUACUGCGUAGCUUCCAGCAUGAUAGCUGAAAUGAAGAGAGAGCUAGUUAGUUAGCUAGUUAGUGAGGAAAGUGUAUCGGGGCCCUUUUAAAUUUUAGUACAACCAGUGCCUUUCAGGUAUAAUUGCAACAUUUUAUGUCAUCUUGACCAUGUUGUACCAGUGUUUAUUAUGGGUAACACUGUUUGUGAAUUGUGCUCAUAAAGUCAAUGUGCACAGCUGUGUUUUAUGCAUCUCUCAUCCUGAUGUUUCUGAUUUGCUGGGUCACAGUGCUUAAUGUGCACAGGAGCAUGUAGUAUGGACCCAUUUGGGAGCUGAGAUGCAUUCCAAGCAGAAUAUUUGUAUACUACGAGCAGGUUUUUUUUAUCUUUUUCUGCUAUUGUAUUUUUAUUGUUCUGGCAUUUUGAUGUAUCAUUUUCAAUUUUGAUGCCAACGUUAAAGGAACAAAAAAUAAACAUAAUUGCACAGUU